This is a messenger RNA of Neomonachus schauinslandi (Hawaiian monk seal), 1833 nucleotides long. RefSeq names its product BAG cochaperone 1 (gene BAG1). Gene Ontology annotation, cellular component: cytosol; membrane; cytoplasm. The transcript is spliced from 8 exons. Gene Ontology annotation, molecular function: adenyl-nucleotide exchange factor activity; protein-folding chaperone binding. The record is from RefSeq and is a predicted model, not a curated record. Lineage: Eukaryota; Metazoa; Chordata; Mammalia; Carnivora; Phocidae. Gene Ontology annotation, biological process: protein stabilization. The coding region runs from base 1 to 1188 and encodes 395 amino acids.
AUGUGCCUAUUGGAGUUACCCGAUCCUUUUUCCGGAUUUUCAGCGCGACCUUCCGGGGAAGGAGAGCUCCGGGAGGGUGGAGAUGGCCGACAGCCGGGCGGGGCGGGGAAGGGCGGGGAAGUAGCCGGCCCUGGUUGCAAAGCGCUGAGCUCAGCGCCCACCGCUGGGUGGUCAACAAGCGCGGGUCUGGCGGAGCGCGGUGGCGCGGGGAGACCGCGAGGCGACCGGGGGCGGCUGGGUCCCCGGCGGCGCGGCCCUCGGCCUGGCCGGGAGCCGCGCCAGUCGGUGCCCCAGGCCGAGCGCGGUCCGCCUCCCUCUCAGCGAUCAUCAGUCAGGAGUGCGGCCAGCGGGCAUGCCAGAUCCACCAGGGGCGCCGGCGGCGGCGCUCGCAGGCCGCGGGUGAAGAAAGUGCAGCCUCGCUCGGCCCGGAGCGAAGAGGUGGCCCGGAACGAAGAGGUGGCUCGGAGCGAAGAGGUGGCCCGAAGUGAAGAGGUGGCCCAGAGCGAAGAGGUGGCCCUGAGCGAGGAGGUGGCCCGGAGCGAAGAGGUGGUCCAGAGCGAGGAAAUGGCGGCAGCCGGGCUCAUCGUGACCGUCACCCACAGCAAUGAGAAGCACGAUCUUCAUGUUACCCCACAGCAGGGCUGUAGUGAGCCAGUUGUCCAAGACCUGGCCCAGGUUGUUGAAGAGGCCACAGGAGUCCCACUGCCUUUUCAGAAACUUAUAUUUAAGGGAAAAUCUCUGAAGGAAAUGGAGAAGCCAUUGUCAGCACUCGGAAUACAAAAUGGUUGCCGAGUCAUGUUAAUUGGGAAAAAGAACAGUCCAGAGGAAGAGGUUGAACUAAAGAAAUUGAAAGAUUUGGAGAGAUCUGUGGAGAAGAUAGCUGACCAUCUGGAAGAGUUGAAUAAAGAGCUUACUGGAAUCCAACAGGGUUUUCUGGCCAAGAAUUUGCAAGCUGAAGCUCUCUGCAAACUUGAUAGGAGAGUAAAAGCCACAACUGAGCAAUUUAUGAAGAUCUUGGAAGAGAUUGACACACUGAUUCUGCCAGAAAAUUUCAAGGACAGUAGACUGAAAAGGAAGGGUUUGGUGAAAAGGGUUCAGGCAUUCCUAGCUGAGUGUGACAUGGUGGAGCAGAACAUCUGCCAGGAGACAGAGCGGCUACAGUCCACGAACUUGGCCCUGGCCGAGUGAGGUGAGGCAGCGAUAGGCGGGGCUGCCCUGAAGAACAGCUCCCCCAGCUCUGCCCUCUCUGGGACUGAAGUGACCUGAUUUCUCCAGGGCUGCUGGGGACGCUCCCCCUGUUCUCAGUGAACAAGUGUUGUCUGCAGUCCGCAGUGGAGCUCCUGUCUGUUUUCUCUUUCCGUCUCCGUGCAGCUGUGCCGUCCAGCAGCCCACCCUGUCUGGAGGGGGCCUCCCCUGCCCAUCUUCCCAGCUCUUUCGACCUUGGGGUGCUUUCCUCGGGCUGGCGAGACCUCUCAUUAAUGUUGGAGUAAUUCUGGGUUUAUAGGCCACCCCUGUCUUCAGAUUCAUGAGGCCUUUUUGCCCUUGUGAUUCCGUAGCCUGUCGAUGUAACCCAGAAUCACCAGGAAGUUACAGCUAGUCAGGAAUGUUGGGAGUGGCUCAGAACAGAUGUUUGGCACACAGGAUAGUCCAAGUAUCCCUCGUUGUAACCGAAUUCUGGAACAGGUGGCUGGGUGAUUGGUUUACAGACCCUGACCUCAUCUCCCAGUGACCCUGCCCAGCCACAGGCCAUGAGAUCUCAGAGGCCCAUUCCUGGGAUGGAGCUCGUAUUGAUGCGUGGACUUCCUUGUCCUUAAGUAAAUCUUUAGAAGGUUA